Molecule: messenger RNA, 866 nt
Organism: Teleopsis dalmanni
Lineage: Eukaryota; Metazoa; Arthropoda; Insecta; Diptera; Diopsidae
Product: serine protease 3-like
Exons: 2
Coding region: 2-787 (261 amino acids)
Biological process (GO): proteolysis
Molecular function (GO): serine-type endopeptidase activity
Source: RefSeq, a predicted model, not a curated record
CAUGAUGAGAUCUAUAUCAAUAUUUGCGUUGGCACUACUGUGGGCCUAUACUGAGGCACUACCACAGGAUCGUAUUAUCAAUGGCAAUGAUGCAGCCGUGGGACAAAUUCCUUUUCAGGUUGGUCUUUCGCUCAGCGACACCCUCCAGAAUAAAUGGUGUGGUGGCUCAAUAAUAAGCACAAAUUGGAUUUUGACGGCAGCUCAUUGCACAGACGGUACCGUUUAUGCAAUUAUUUAUUUGGGUGCCACCGAUCGUACUAAGCCGGAAAAAGUUCUAUAUGUGACCAACGCCAAUUAUAUACAACAUGAAGACUAUCAACCAGCUCCUUAUGUAAUGAACGAUAUAUCACUAAUUAAAAUUCCAACAAUUAUAUAUACCAAAAAUAUACAAAAAGUUGCAAUUCCCAAAAUCUCAACGAGUUAUUCUUCCUAUGCUGGUAACAUUGCUACAGCUUCCGGUUGGGGUAUAAUCAAAGACAACACCAAUGUCCAACCUUUAAACUUACAAUAUAUACGUUUGAAAGUUAUAACGAACAGUUUAUGCAAUGAAACCUAUCACUCUAACUUAGUUCACAAAGGAUCACUCUGCACUGCUACUCCACAAGCUACUACUACUUGUGAUGGUGAUUCUGGUGGCCCUCUAGUAGAUAUGUCCAGUGGUAGACUAAUUGGUAUUAACUCAUUCGUGUCAGGAAAUGGUUGUGAAGUUGGAGAUCCCGCUGGAUUCGUUCGAGUAACAGCAUACUUGAACUGGAUUCGGAAAAAUAGUGGUGUAGUAGGAGUGUAAACUGGAUUAUAUGUACAUAUAUGUGUUUAUAUAUAUCGAACAGUUUGCCAUUAUUAAAAUUUCUUGUUUAUAUUUACUA